Molecule: messenger RNA, 1008 nt
Organism: Zymoseptoria tritici IPO323
Lineage: Eukaryota; Fungi; Ascomycota; Dothideomycetes; Mycosphaerellales; Mycosphaerellaceae
Exons: 4
Coding region: 1-1008 (335 amino acids)
Molecular function (GO): oxidoreductase activity
Source: RefSeq, a predicted model, not a curated record
AUGACCGGCCACCGCCUGGUUGCUACAGACUUCGGCGAGAACCACUACGGUGAUCCGUACAGAGUCGAGCUUGGUGCAAAUUGGCUCCAGAAACACAACGACGCCACGGUCCUUCCCGACUACGAGAACUAUCUGACCUACAACGAGACUGGAGAAAUUGAGAUUGACCUUUGGGAUGCUUACGAUGAGGCCGACAAGGUGGCAACGGCUGAGGCGGGUCGACUUUUGACGGACAAUGUUCGAGAUCAAUCUACCCGUGCUGGCCUUGCCCUUGCCGGAUGGAACCCUGAGGUUGACGAUAUGAGCGCUGCAUUGGUGGAGUGGAUCAAUUUUGACUGGUCGAUCGCCGUGCCUCACGAUUACAGCUCCCUCAUCUUCAACACCGCGGUGGAGAACUUCACGUAUGGCCUGUUGGGCGACGAAGAGCCCUUCAUCGUCGACUCUCGAGGCUACAACACAAUUGUCUCGGGUGAAGCUCUCACCUUUCUCCAGCCAAACGAUCCUCGACUUCUCCUCAAUACCAUCGUCACCGACAUAUCCCAUUCCGAUUCUGGCGUGACUGUCCACAACGCUGAUGGAACCUGCAUCUCCGCGGCCUACGCCAUCAACACCUCUUCUCUCGGUGUCCUCAAACACGACUCUGUGUCCUACACUCCCGCCCUCCCAACCUGGAAAUCCACCGCCAUUCAGAACUUCGGCAUGACGACGUACACCAAGAUCUUCCUCCAAUUUCCCACCACAUUCUGGCCUCAAGACACCGAACUCUUCUACCAUGCGGAUCCCCACGAACGAGGAAACUAUCCCGUCUUCCAAUCUCUCUCCCACGCAGCUUAUCUCGGCGUCGACAGCAACCUCUCUUCGCAACCGCCACAGCCGAAUAAUCGCACCGCAUCGAACGCCAAACCGACGCAGAAACCCAAGCCGAGAUCAUGGCCGUUCUCGCCGAGAUGUUCCCCAACAUCACCAUUCCCGAACCCACGGCUUUUCUCUAUCCGCGCUGGACGCUGA